AUGGAGGCUAAAACUGCCACUUUUAGGCGGCUGUAUGAAGAAUUGGGGGGUAAAGGUAGGGAAAAGAAGUUAUUCGAGCUGGCUAAAGCGAGAGAGAGGAAGGAUCGUGAUCUAUAUCAAGUGAGGUGCAUCAAAGACGAGGAAGGUCGGGUAUUGAUAGAAGAGGCCCAGAUUAAGCAGAUGUGGCAGUCAUACUUUCAUAGACUUCUGAAUAAAGAGGGGGAUAAAAACAUUGUGUUAGGGGAGAUGGGGCACUCCGAGAGUCAGCAAGACUUUAGGUACUAUAGGCGUAUUAAAGUGGAUGAGGUCGUGGAAGCAAUGCGUAAGAUGAGUCGGGGCAAAGUGAUCGGACUAGAUGAGAUUCAAGUUGAAUUGUGGAGGUAUGUGGGUAAAGCAGGUUUGGAGUGGCUGACUGAGCUGUUUAAUGUUAUUUUCAAGACGAAGAGGAUGUCAGAUGAGUGGAUGUGCAGUACGAUAAUUCCGUUGUACAAAAACAAAGGGGAUAUCCAGAAUUAUAACAACUACAGGGAAGAUAUCCAUCUUAUCAGGAGGUUGGUAGAACAAUACAGAGAUAGGAAGAGGGAUCUGUACAUGGUGUUCAUUAAUCUAGAGAAGGUGUAUGACAAGGUCCCUAGGAACGUUCUUUGGAGAUACCUGGAGGUGAAAGGUGUGCCGGUAGCUUAUAUUAGGGCGAUAAAGGAUUUAUAUGAUGGAUCUAAGACUCGGGUUAGGACUAUGGGAGGCACAAAGAGAGGUAGAGGGCGGCCUAAGAAAUAUUGGGGCGAAGUGAUAAGGCAAGACAUGUCGCAACUUCAGAUUUCCAAUGACAUGGCCCUGGAUAUGGAGGUGUAG
Molecule: messenger RNA, 852 nt
Organism: Nicotiana tabacum (common tobacco)
Lineage: Eukaryota; Viridiplantae; Streptophyta; Magnoliopsida; Solanales; Solanaceae
Source: RefSeq, a predicted model, not a curated record